GUGCUUGUUUAUGAGUACGAAUAUGAUGAUUUCUCAAUCCAAAAAAACUCGUUCAUUACCAGUCAUCCGAUUGAUAAAAAAACACUGUUCUCUCUUGUUUCCGGUAUCAGUACUUCUAAUAAAUCGGCACUACUUGAUGUUUUCUAUGCAGGAUUUAACCGGAAAUGUGGCUCGCUUCCUGCUCUUGAGCGCAAAACAAAGUUCUAUCGUCCUAGUUCCGUACUUUUCAGUAACGAGCUUCGGACAGUUAACCUCGCCAUCGUGCGCUUGCAAAAUGUAGACUUUUGUUUUGAUCUAAGGUCUGAUGAUCUGAAUCAUCCUCGUGUACGUCCUAUUAAUUACCGGCUUCUUUUUAAUGUCCCACCCCGCUCAACUGCCACCGCCCUUGAUACUGCUGUUAUCGCCCCUGUUAGCACCGCCUCUCCUACCAUUCCUUGCACCUCAGUCAAGUCCCCCGAGAAGAUGGACCGGUUUCGGGACCUGGAGUCGAAGCUGGAGAUCACUACCCAGCAGCGGCUCUCAGAGGAAGUUAGUGGGCUUCAUGAAGUGAAGUCAGUGAUUCGAAAGGACUCUCGACCAGCUUAA
Molecule: messenger RNA, 585 nt
Organism: Dibothriocephalus latus
Lineage: Eukaryota; Metazoa; Platyhelminthes; Cestoda; Diphyllobothriidea; Diphyllobothriidae
Source: the annotation of a GenBank genome assembly